UUCCUCUCCUGGUGUAUGGAACUAUCUUUUGAGUGCGGCAAGUUGUAGCGGGCACCGCUGACUGUUUCCCUUUGGGGCACGUCUUAUCUAGAAGCUGAAUUUAGUUUCUUCCGAAGUGAGUCAGUUCUCCCCCCAAGCCCGUCCUCCCGAAUAAGGAAGCAGCCGCCGAGCAUCAGCGGAGCCCUGAUGAGCCUGGGCUGUGGAGCCGCUUAGCAGUCUCCCGGGACCCAGCUCCGGAGGAGCCGCAAGCAUGCACCCUGGGUUGUGGCUGCUCCUGGUUACGUUGUGCCUGACCGAGGAACUGGCCGGAGCGGGAGAGAAGUCUUAUGGAAAGCCAUGUGGAGGCCAAGACUGCAGUGGAGGCUGUAAAUGCUUUCCUGAGAAAGGAGCGAGAGGGCGACCGGGACCAAUUGGAAUUCAAGGUCCAACAGGUCCUCAAGGAUUUGCUGGCCCUAGUGGUUUAUCAGGGUUGAAAGGAGAAAGGGGCUCCCCAGGUCCCCUGGGACCAUAUGGACCAAAAGGAGAUAAGGGUCCCAUGGGAGUUCCUGGCUUUCUUGGCAUCAAUGGGAUUCUGGGACACCCAGGACAGCCAGGGCCCAGAGGCCCACCUGGCCUGGAUGGCUGUAAUGGAACUCAAGGAGAUGUUGGAUAUCCAGGCCCCGAUGGCUAUCCUGGGCUUCUUGGACCACCCGGGCUUCCUGGCCAGAAAGGCUCUAAAGGUGAACCUGUCCUUGCCCAAAGUAGUUUCAAAGGAAUAAAGGGGGAGCCUGGACUGCCUGGACUGGACGGAAUCACUGGCCCACAGGGAGCACCCGGACCUCCAGGAGCUGUAGGACCCAUGGGACCACCAGGAUUGCAAGGUCCUCCAGGUCCUCCCGGUUUCCCUGGUCCUGAUGGGAAUAUGGGGUUAGGUUUCCAAGGAGAGAAAGGAGUCAAGGGGGAUGUUGGCCUCCCAGGCCCUGCAGGACCCCCACCAUCUACUGGAGAACUGGAAUUUAUGGGAUUUCCCAAAGGGAAGAAAGGAUCCAAGGGUGAACCAGGGCUUCCAGGUUUACCAGGAAUAAGUGGCCCUCCAGGUCUCCCAGGAUUUGGAACUGCUGGAGAAAAGGGUGAAAAGGGAAUCCCUGGUUUGCCAGGACCUAGGGGUCCCAUGGGUUUAGAAGGACUCCGAGGCCCCCCAGGGAGUCAGGGCAAGAAAGGGUCCUCAGGUUUCCCUGGAUUUAAUGGAUUUCCAGGAAUUAAGGGUGAAAAGGGUGGCAUUGGCUUGCCAGGCCCAGAUGUUUACAUCGAUACGGAUGGUGCUGUGAUCUCAGGUUACCCUGGAGACCCUGGUGUGCCAGGCCUCCCAGGACUUAAAGGAGAUGAAGGCGUCCAGGGCCUGCCUGGACCUUCCGGCCUCCCUGGCUUGCCAGCUUUACCAGGUGUCCCAGGUGCCCUAGGGCACCAAGGAGUUCCAGGUCUCAAGGGGGACAAAGGAAACCCAGGCCGCACCACUGUUGGGGCAGCUGGCCCCCCUGGCAAAGGCGGUUUGCCAGGCUUACCAGGCCUAGCAGGCCCACCUGGUCGAACAUUUGAGACUGGAACACUACAGAACACAGAGCCAGGGUUCCCUGGUCUCCGAGGAGAACGAGGUCCAAAAGGAAACCCAGGCCUCAAAGGAAUAAAAGGCGACUCGGGGUUUUGUGCUUGUGAUGGCGGUGUCCCUAACAUUGGACCACCUGGGGAGCCAGGCCUGCCUGGGUCACAAGGUCUCAUUGGCCUUCCAGGCCUUAAAGGAACCAGAGGAGAUCCAGGCUCUGGGGGUACACAGGGCCCAUCAGGGACUCCAGGUUUAUUUGGACCUCGGGGUCCUGCAGGCCGCAAAGGAGAGAAAGGGGAGCCAACUCUCAGUUCAAGAUCAAGGAUGCCAGGGGAGCGGGGUGAUCCUGGCCCCCAGGGGCUCCCUGGUAAAACAGGAAUCCCAGGGAAGGAUGGAGUACCAGGUUUACCAGGUCUGCCAGGCCUCCCAGGUGAUGGUGGACAGGGCUUCCCAGGUGAGAAGGGGUUACCAGGACUUCCUGGUGAAAAGGGCCACAGUGGUCCAGCUGGUCCCCCAGGAAAUGGACUGCCGGGAUCUCCCGGACCUCGUGGGCUUCCUGGAGAUCAAGGAAUAGAUGGAUUACCAGGGAAGCAAGGCCUCCCUGGGCUUCCAGGUGACUGUUGCUGCAGGGAGAGCAUUGGUAAAGGAGGCUUAGACACAGAGGGAGGGGUCACCUUGCCGUGUAUAAUUCCUGGAUCAUAUGGUCCAUCAGGCUUACCAGGAGCUCCCGGAUUCCCAGGUCCUAAGGGGGCCCGUGGCCUCCCUGGGAUUGCAGGCCAGCCUGGAUUGCGUGGAAAUAAAGGAAAGGCUGGAAGUCCAGGAUUAGUUCACCUUCCUGAACUGCCAGGAUUUCCUGGACCUCGUGGGGAGAAGGGCUUGCCUGGGUUUCCUGGGCUCCCUGGAAAAGAUGGCUUGCCUGGGAAAAUUGGCAGUCCAGGUUUACCAGGUUCCAAGGGAGCCUCUGGUGACAUCUAUGGUGCUGAAAAUGGUGCUCCGGGGGAGCAAGGCCUACAGGGAUUGCCAGGGGACCAAGGAUUUCCUGGAGACCCUGGCCUUCCAGGACCCAAGGGUCUGCCUGGGAAGUCAGGCUUGCUGGGCCCCAAAGGUGAACGGGGCAGGCCUGGAACACCAGGCCACGUGGGACAGCCAGGGUCCCCAGGGCCUGAUGGCCAAUUCGGCAUCAAGGGCAAACCCGGGCUCCCAGGAGCACCAGGCUUUCCAGGCCCUUCAGGACAUCCUGGAAAGAAAGGUUUAAGAGGCGAGACAGGUCCCCCUGCAUCAGCUGGAAAGAGAGGCCUGCCUGGGUUGAAAGGCCUUCCAGGAUCUCCAGGGCUGAUUGGCUUCUUGGGGAACUCAGGCUUGCCAGGGAGCACUGGGUUGCCAGGCCUGCCGGGUCCAAAGGGUGAGAAGGGAUCUGCUGGGCUGGUAGGUUUUCCAGGGAUACCAGGUCUCCCUGGUAUUCCUGGUGCAAGUGGAUUAAAGGGCAUUUCUGGGUCAGCCGGAAAGGUGGGACCAUCUGGACGGGCUGGUAGUGCUGGUAAAAAAGGAGACAGAGGUGACCCAGGGCCAGCUGGAAUCCCCAGUCCACAACCUCCAAUCCUGAACCUGCAGCUGAAAGGAGACAAAGGCUCUAGAGGCUCAGCUGGAUCUGACGGAUUUCCUGGGCCCAGAGGUGACAAAGGAGAGGCUGGCCCCCCAGGGCCACCAGGCUUGCCUGGAGUUCCUGGCCUCCCCAGUAUCAUCAAGGGACUUAAUGGGAAACCAGGCCCCCCUGGCUCCAUUGGAUUACGGGGCUUACCCGGCCUUAAAGGGUCCCCUGGAAUCACAGGUUUCCCAGGAAUACCAGGAGCAAGUGGUUCACAGGGUCUCAAUGGAGCUCCCGGACUCCCAGGAGCAUCUGGUCUCCCAGGUUCAAAAGGAGAUCAAGGCCAGACCCUUGGAAUUUCCGGUAGCCUGGGACUCAAGGGACAACCUGGGGAAUCUGGGUUUAAAGGUGUUAAAGGAAAAGAUGGACUAGCUGGUGACGUGGGUUUCCCAGGAAGCAAAGGUGAAGAUGGCAAAGUUGGUAUUUCUGGAGAUGUUGGCCUUCCUGGCUCCCCAGGACUCCCUGGGAUUGCAGGCAUGAGAGGAAAUCCAGGGCUACCGGGUUCUGCAGGCCAUCCAGGGGCCACUGGGCCCCUGGGAGCCCCCGGCCUAACAGGAACCAAAGGUUUCCCUGGACUUCCUGGUUUACAUGGACUGAAUGGGCUUCCAGGAACCAAGGGAACCCAUGGAACUCCAGGACCUAGUAUAACCGGUGUGCCUGGGCCAGCUGGCCUGCCUGGUCCCAAAGGGGAAAAAGGUUCUCCAGGAAUUGGCAUCGGAGCCCCAGGGAAGCCAGGAGUGAAAGGAGAGAGAGGUGGUCAAGGUUUCCCAGGCUUCCAGGGACCUUCUGGUCUGCCCGGUGCCCCAGGCCUCUCCUUGCCUUCAGUCAUAGGAGGACAGCCUGGCGAACCCGGGCGACAAGGCCUAGAUGGAGAGCGAGGCCGCCCAGGCCCUCCAGGGCCCCCAGGGCCCCCUGGGCUAUCCUCUGAUCAAGGUGACCCUGGAGACCCUGGCUUCCCUGGAAUUCCUGGUCGUCAAGGGCCCAAGGGAGACCAAGGAAUUCCAGGUUUCUCUGGCCUUCCUGGAGAGCUAGGACUGAAAGGCAUGAGAGGUGAGCCUGGCUUCAUGGGGAUUCCAGGCAAGGUUGGGCCACCUGGAGACCCAGGACUUCCCGGGAUGAAGGGGAAGGCAGGGCCAAGAGGCUUUUCCGGACCCCGGGGUGCUCCUGGACAAACACCAAUUGCAGAAGCUGUCCAGGUUCCUCCUGGACCCAUGGGUCAACCGGGCAUGGAUGGCAUCCCUGGCCUCACGGGAGACCCUGGGGUUCAAGGCCCUGUAGGCCUACAAGGCUCCAAAGGAUUACCUGGCAUCCCUGGAAAAGAUGGUCUCAACGGACUCAUUGGCCCACCUGGGCCUCUUGGUGAUCCUGGUCUCCCUGGACUGCAAGGCCCUCCAGGACUCGAAGGAGCUCCAGGGAAGAAGGGUCCCUUCGGGACGGCUGGAAUGCCUGGGCAGAGCGCGAGAGUGGGUUACACGUUGGUGAAGCACAGCCAGUCGGAACAGGUGCCCCUGUGUCCCGUCGGGAUGAGCCAGCUGUGGGUGGGUUACAGCUUGCUGUUCGUGGAGGGGCAGGAGAAAGCCCACAACCAGGACCUGGGAUUUGCUGGCUCCUGCCUGCCCCGCUUCAGUACCAUGCCUUUCAUCUAUUGCAACAUCAACGAAGUGUGCCACUAUGCUGGGCGCAAUGAUAAAUCCUACUGGCUGUCCACCACCGCCCCCAUUCCCAUGAUGCCCGUCGGCCAGACCCAGAUUCCCCAGUACAUCAGCCGCUGUUCUGUGUGUGAGGCACCCUCACAAGCCAUUGCUGUGCACAGCCAGGACAUCACCAUCCCGCAGUGCCCCCUGGGCUGGCGCAGCCUCUGGAUUGGGUACUCCUUCCUCAUGCACACUGCUGCUGGCGCCGAGGGCGGGGGCCAGUCCCUGGUCUCACCCGGCUCCUGCCUGGAGGAUUUUCGUGCCACUCCUUUCAUCGAGUGCAGUGGGGCCCGGGGCACCUGCCACUACUUUGCCAACAAGUACAGUUUCUGGCUGACAACAGUGGAAGAGAGGCAGCAGUUUAGGGAGGAAACUGUAUCUGAAACACUGAAGGCUGGGCAGCUCCAUACCCGGGUCAGCCGCUGCCAGGUGUGUAUGAAAAGCCUGUAGGGGGGGGGCUGCCACCCUGCCACUUGCCCUCCCCUCCCCCACACAACAGUCACCUCACAAACCCCAACAAUCUGAAGAAGGAAGGUCCAAGCCCUAUUGCCCACCUGUACGUCAAGUUGUAUGUUGGAGUCUCAUUUGGGCUGUACUGGACACUGGUCGCCCCAACCCUCAGGCCCAAUGGGUGAGCUCACCCUACUGAGAUCUGCUGUCCCAUUUCAGUCAACCUGGUGCUACCAUUUGAUUCCGAUGUUUGUGUGAUUAUUCAUGGCUACCUCAGAAAGACCCACUGGGCUACUGCUCCUUAGACCACUGGCUUUCCUCACUGCCUUGAUCAGAAAGGUCUUUGUAAUAGCUGGUAAGUCAUUUCUUUAUGUCCAGAGAACACCAUGCAUUAUUUGGCUUAAACCAGAACACAGUGUUUCCACAUUAAAAACAAGAAUCCUCUGGCUGAAUGUUCAUGGAUGGCUCAAGACUGCAUGGGGCAAGCUCUCACUCUUCAAGGACAUGCACUGUGUCUAGGCAGGCAGCAGACCUGGAAUGGGGUGCCAGCCAGUAGCCUGGGGUGAGCUUUGCCUCCUUGGAGGGUGAGCACAACUGGGCCCCAUAAUGCUUAGAAGGGGAGCUCAUUAACUUCAUAGGGUCAUAGACAAAUCACUUCCUCCUUGCUGGCUCCCUCCCCAGCCAGAGACCUAGGACUUGGCCUGGUCCAGAGUAGAGCAGAGGAUGCCCCAAAUGCAUCCAGGCCCACCAAGGGAAAUGAGAACCACAGCCCUUUCUCCCAGGCUGGGGUUAGAGAGGUGGAUGGGUAAGGAGGUGUGAAUUUUGCUUUUGACUCCAGGAACAAAAAGGCAAAGGCAAAUCCCUUGGCCCAAUUUCUCAGAAGUCCCUGUUUAUUUCAAAUGCCAUCCAUAUGUGUGCAAGGUGGCAGAUCGAAGAUCCGGUGUGUUGGGUCCUUUGCGCUUUGAGGCUGUUGUUAGAGACUUUCCAUUAAAAUGUCCAUCCAACCACUCUUUCACAGGUAGCCUGUUAAACAAUUUUAAUACGGUUUUAAACCUCAUAAAAAUCUAGCACACUCCUCUCUUUAGCAGUUGGCAGACCUAAAGAAAACCUGAGUUGACUAUAAAGUAUAUUGUAUUCUAUUCAGGGGAUGUGUUUUCACCAUUUCCUCUAUCACUUUCCCAGAAUACUUAGCUAUGUUGACAUGAGGUGAUUCCUUCCAGCUGAUUCUGUUUCCUUACAUAUUAUGUAAACUGUGCCAACACAGACCAAGCAUAAUCAGUAUAAUCUGUGUUAUUGUUACUUUCACCUCCGAUCUCAGUAAUAAGCAUGGUGCCAGCCUUGUAUAUUGCAAAUAAAAGGAAUUAAAUAUCAA
Messenger RNA from Prionailurus viverrinus (fishing cat), 6740 nucleotides. It is a transcript of the gene COL4A6, whose product is annotated as collagen type IV alpha 6 chain. Bases 251 to 5368 code for a protein of 1705 amino acids. The transcript has 46 exons. Gene Ontology annotation, molecular function: extracellular matrix structural constituent. Gene Ontology annotation, cellular component: basement membrane; collagen trimer. NCBI's taxonomy places the organism in Eukaryota, Metazoa, Chordata, Mammalia, Carnivora, Felidae. The record is from RefSeq and is a predicted model, not a curated record.